UAUAAACCUCUCGGAUGGCUUCCUUGCAACGCGCUACUAUUUAGUUUUAGAAUAGUUUUUUAAGCUUUUUUUACGGAUUUAUUUGAAAAUGGAAUGUGCAUUUUUCAGAUUUGGCAAUCUAUCAGGCAGUACUAAGGUAGCCAGUUGUAAUCCGUCAGAUUUCACUCUGUACAUGAUCCAGGGUGUCAUCAGAACUGGGGCAGUGCCUGACAUCAAAUGGAAGAUUGAAAUGACGCCAAUUGAUUUUGUACAAGAAAUGUUUGUGGAGUUGUUUUUGGAUCUGGAUAACUCAAUGGGAAAAAUCUACCAUUUUGUGAAUGAGGACCAGCUUCCAUGCGAGGAAUUGUGGAAACUAAUGGAGAGAAGGGGCUACAAUUUGAAAUCACUGCCUUACAACGACUGGGCCAAACAAGUGCAUGCCAACGAAGACUUGAAACCUCUGUCACAUCUACUUCAUUCCCUGGUCAAGAAUGAAAAUUACUUCACCAAUUUGGCUUCAUUCAAAAAAGAGAGACUGAACUGUUUCAUUGAAAAGAGAAAGGUGACAUACCCGGUAGCCGAUGCUGAGCUCUAUAGCAAAUACCUUGACCAUCUCCACCAAUUGGGAUGCAUUCCUGUGGCCGCUAAUAGUCCCAGUAAGUCAGAAGCUAGUGCAGAGAUUGACACAGAUCUGAGCGGUAAGAUAGUUUUGGUGAGUGAAGCUUCCUCGGAUAUUGGAGCCGCCAUUGCUGAGAAGCUGGCUCUGUGCAAUGCGAAGGUCGCCAUGUUUGAUACAAAUUUGGAGAAGUUGGACAAUUUGAAAGAAAAAUUCGAGCAGGCUGGAGCUACCCAAGUGCUUGCUAUGAAGGUUGACGUUACUAGCACAAUUGAGGUCAGAAAUGCAGUUAAAAUUAUUGAAAAGUGUUGGGGUCCAGUGGAAAUUCUAGUGGACAAUGGCAACUGCAUGUAUUAUCAGGUGAUGAAGAACUGCGACGUUGCCAAGUGGUGCAAGAUGGAAGAUGUGAAUGGCAAGGGAUCGCUCAAUUGUCUGGCAGCUGUUGUUGGAGGCAUGGCUGAGAGGAAAAGUGGCCGCAUUGUCAAUAUCACAUCAGAUGCUGGCAAAGUUGUGAUGGAAAAAUUUGAUUUUUCUAGUAGUGUGGAGACUCUGAACCCAUCAGAUGUGGCUAAUGCAGUGGUAUCUGCCCUCAAGCAGCCAUUUUCAUGUUCAAUAUUGAAGUAAUCAACAGGCACCUACUCAAUAUUUCACUUCUAUUGGCACAUUAUUCAUAACAAUACUAUACUAGUGAUUUCCACCAAGGAUCUAUUAUCAUAAUAUUAGUCUUAUAUCCAAAGUGAAGUAGGUACUCCUUUUUGUAGGAACCAAUAAUCUUGUCAUCGAAUAAUAGCAUUAGAUUUUUUCAAAGUUUUUCCACUUUUCUAUUGGAAUGAUUAAAUUUUUGAAUGUUACAUGUGUAAGCUUUUAAAUUUUUUCAAUUAUAUUGCUUGUUUCGAUUGAUGUGAAUCACAAAUUUUUGUGUAUUGUAGUGGAGGAAGAAUUUGUUGGAAUAUGUUACCUGCUCAAUAUAUCAUAAUAAAUGAAUUCGUGAUGUUACAAGGGAGUAUUACAAGAUAACAUACUGAAAAUUCUAAUAUCAUAUUCAUUUGCUAGAUAAAAAUAUCAAAAUUAGUAUUCCAGUUGAAAUAAACUCAACAAAAAUGUUGUAGUAACUUAUACUGAUACAAUUCGAAACUUUUCUUGAUUUCACUUUUUAUCAGUUAUUUAUUGUUUCAAUAUUAUUCAUUUCAGUUUUAUUAUUUGCUACAGUAUUUCCAAUUACUUCUUAUUCUCAUUCGGGUGUCUUAGUUUGAAUUACAAAUUGUUGAUAAUAAUUUUGUAGAAGUAGUGGUAGAAUUUGUUGGAAUAUGUUACCUGCUCAAUAUUCCAUAAUAAAUUAAUUCUUGAUGUUACAAGGGAGUAUUACAAUAUAACAUACUGAAAAUUCUAAUAUCAUAUUCAUUUUCUAAAUAAAAAUAUCAAAAUUAGUAUUCUAGUUGAAAUAAACUCAACAAAAAUGUUGUAGUAACUUAUACUGAUACAAUUCGAAACUUUUCUUGAUUUCACUUUUUAUCAGUUAUUUAUUGUUUCAAUAUUAUUCAUUUCAAUUUUAUUAUUUGCUACAGUAUUUCCAAUUACUUCUUAUUCUCAUUCGGGUGUCUUAGUUUGAAUUACAAAUUGUUGAUAAUAAUUUUGUAGAAGUAGUGGUAGAAUUUGUUGGAAUCUCAGACCUGCUUGAUUUUUCAUGAUGACAUAAUUCUUUAACAUAAUAUAGAGUAUAGUAAAUCACUCACUAAUACUUCUAUUAGUAAGUUGACGUAUUCCUUUAAGAUUGAACACUAUAAUCCUCUAAUAAAUUUUGAUCUUUUUUUAUAA
This is a messenger RNA of Nilaparvata lugens (brown planthopper), 2410 nucleotides long. Its product is annotated as L-2-aminoadipate reductase large subunit-like. The record is from RefSeq and is a predicted model, not a curated record. The transcript has 7 exons. Bases 89 to 1219 code for a protein of 376 amino acids. NCBI's taxonomy places the organism in Eukaryota, Metazoa, Arthropoda, Insecta, Hemiptera, Delphacidae. Gene Ontology annotation, cellular component: membrane.